GCCGGGGCUCUCUGCUCUGCUACCGGCGCUCCCCGCUCCGCGCCGUGCGGGAUGCCGCGGGAGGCCGAGCGCCCCGCAUGGAGGGGCCGCCGCGGCCGCCGCCCCAGGCUCCUGAGGAUGCUGCCGGCUGCCCUGCACCUCCCUGCGUGAGCCAGCAGAGGAUGGAAGCGACCAGCAUCAGCUGGGCCAAGGACCCCUCACCAGGUGCUGGGAGGUCACCCCCCUGAAGAUGGGAGUUACAAAUGGGCUUGUGAAACGCACCUGUGGCACAGGCACCUGUGCCGCCAGACUUGUCGGGCAGUAGUCCAGGGCCACCGCAGGACAGGCAGACUUCAGCCACAGCAGCUCAUCCUGUGAACUCCUCUGAAACCGCGGGUGGAAAAGCUUCCCUCCUCUUCCCGUGAAUGACGGCGGCGGGCGCCCCUGCCCAGCGGCGGGGUGGGCGGCAGCCCCGCUCGGAGCCCUGCAGCUCUGCCUGUCCCCGGGGACAAAUGCCAGCUGCCCGGCUCUCCUGCGGAGCCCCGGGAGCAGCCCGUGAGGCACCAGCACCGAUAGCUCCCGUGCGGGCCGCGGGCGCUCCGGGACGGCUGCGGUGACAGGAGUGACAGGCCGCGGCCUGCAGCAGCCGGGGGGCUCGUCGUCGGCUGCGGAGCCCCGGGCUGCUGCUCUGGACCUUACUCCUCUUCCCUACCGGAUGCUGGUUGCCUGUCCAAAAGCUGCUGCUCAUGCAGCCUCCUAGAGUGCGAUGGCGAAGGGUCUGCAGGGCUUCUCGUGGACCGUGCUGCUGCUGUUCUGUGCCGUGCAGGAGCUGGGGGCCUGGGCCGCGGUGGAGGGCGCAGGCCCGGGGCAGCCAGGGCCCCCUGCGCUGCUGGCCAGCGGGCGAGUGAAGCGUGGCUGGGUCUGGAACCAGUUCUUUGUGGUGGAGGAGUACACAGGCACGGAGCCGCUGUAUGUGGGGAAGAUCCACUCGGACUCAGAUGAGGGGGACGGCUCCAUCAAGUACACUAUCUCCGGGGAGGGCGCAGGGACUAUCUUCCUCAUUGAUGAGAUCACAGGUGACAUCCAUGCCACCGAGCGCCUGGACCGGGAGCAGAAAACCUUCUAUACACUGCGGGCUCAGGCCCGUGACCGGCAGACGGACCAGCUGCUGGAGCCAGAGUCAGAGUUCAUCAUCAAGGUGCAGGACAUCAAUGACAGCGAGCCCCGGUUCCUGGAGGGGCCCUACAUCGGCAGCGUGGCUGAGCUGUCCCCUGUCGGCACCUCUGUGAUGCAGGUGAUGGCCUCUGACGCUGAUGACCCCACCUACGGGAGCAGUGCCCGGGUAGUCUACAGCGUGCUGGAGGGCGAGCAGCACUUCACUGUGGACAGUAAAACAGGUGUGAUCCGCACGGCCGUGGCUGACCUGGACCGCGAGACGCAGGACCGCUACGAGGUGGUGAUCCGCGCCACGGACAUGGCGGGACAGCUGGGUGGCCUGUCUGGAUCCACCACCGUCACCAUCGUCGUCACCGAUGUCAAUGACAACCCCCCGCGCUUCCCGCAGAAGAUGUAUCAGUUCAGCAUUGUUGAAACUGCCCCUGUGGGCACUGCCAUCGGGAGGGUGAAGGCAGAGGACUCUGACGUUGGGGAGAACACAGACAUGACAUAUCAGGUGAAGGAUGAGGAAGGGGUGGAGAUGUUCAAAGUCACCACGGACAGCAAUACCCAAGAGGCUGUCAUCACGGUACAGAAGCCUCUCGACUAUGAGUCGAAGAAAGUGCACACUGUCGUGGUGGAGGCCCUCAACAAGUUUGUGGACCCACGAUUUGUGGACCUGGGCACCUUCCGGGACCAGACCAUUGUGAGGGUCUCAGUGCUGGACGUCGAUGAGCCCCCUGAGUUCCGGCCCCCCUCCAACUUGAUGGAGGUCCAGGAGGACGCACAUGUUGGCUCUGUCGUGGGGGUGGUCACUGCCCUUGACCCAGACACAGCAAACCAUCCUGUCCGGUACGCCAUCGACCGCAGCACGGACACCGAGAGGAUGUUUGACAUUGAUGCCAACACAGGGGCCAUUGUGACAGGAAAGGUGCUGGACCGGGAGACAGCAGGGUGGCACAACAUCACUGUCCUGGCGAUGGAGGAAGAUAAUCACUCACAGGUGUCUAGAGCCUCUCUCCGUAUCCGUAUCCUGGAUGUGAAUGACAACCCACCUGAGCUCGCCACCCCUUAUGAAGCUGCUGUGUGUGAGGAUGCCAAGCCAGGCCAGCUGAUCCAGACAAUAAGCGUUGUGGACCGUGACGAGCCUCAGAGUGGUCAUCAUUUCUACUUCACACUGGCACCUGAAGCCACCAACAACCACCAUUUUUCUCUGCUGGAUAUUAAGGACAACACUGCUGCAGUGCACACUCAGAGAAUGGGCUUCAAUCGGCAGGAGCAGGAUGUGUACUUGCUCCCCAUUCUGGUGGUGGACAGCGGCCCCCCGGCCCUCAGCAGCACGGGGACACUGACCAUCCGCAUCUGCGGCUGCGACAGCAGCGGGGCCAUCCAGUCCUGCAACAGCACAGCCUACGUAGUGUCAGCCACACUGAGCCCUGGGGCCCUCAUCGCGCUGCUGGUGUGCAUCCUCAUCCUGGUCGAAUCCAUCCAUUUGUCCAGCUGUACGUCCAUCCCUCUGUCCCUCCUGUCUCUGCCAUUAUGCUGCACGGGAAAGGAAUCUCCUGAUCCACACCGGAGCCCCUGCAAACAUCUCCCAGCCAGUGACACAGCACAGCUGCUCCUCGUGCUGGUCCUUUUGAUCCUCACCCUGAAGCGGCACCACAAAAACCACCUCACAGCCGAGGACGAUGAGGACAUGAGAGACAAUGUCAUCAAAUACAAUGAUGAAGGGGGUGGCGAGCAGGACACAGAGGCCUAUGACAUGUCAGCCCUGCGCAGCCUCUACGACUUCAGUGAGAUCAAGGGUGGAGAUGGAGGUGGGGGGCUGGGAGAGGGGGGCCUGAGUGGAAACCCGGCCUCCGAGCUCCACACUCUCCCGCAGUGGGUGCAGAGCCCAGACCUGGACUUCUCCGUGUUCAGAGACUAUAUCUGCAAGAAGGUGGAGCAGGCAGAUGAGGACCUUUCCGUGCCACCCUAUGACUCAUUCCAGACCUACGCCUUUGAGGGCUCAGGCUCGCCCGUGCCCUCCCUGAGCUCCAUCAACACCUGGUCCAGUGGCUCAGAGCAGGACUUCUCCUACCUGGGGGGCUGGGGGCCACGUUUUCGGCAGCUGGCAGCGCUCUAUGCCGGGCGCAGGGGUGAGGAGGACAGCGAGGAAUCGUAGCUGUCCCACCAGGCCUCGCCAGGCUCCUGGCACCUCCUGCACUGGGGCUCUGCCACGAGGUGCUAUGCAGGGACAGUGUGUGCCUCCAGCUGAGCUCCGCAGCUGCUGGACACUGUGCUGUGGGGCUGGGGAUCGCCAGCGAUGUGCUUCUGCUCAGCUGCUCCUUGCUGGGGAGCCUCCACCCGCAGGGCCAGGCUGGAGUGCCCAAAGGAGCCAGGAUGUGGCCAUCCUCAUCUCCUUAAUACCAGUCUCCGAUAAAGCACUAGGCAUUAAGAAAGAGAAAAUCUAAUUAAAGAGAGUUUGGAGAGGGGGGUUUUCCCCCACGAAUUAUCAUUUAAAUAGAUCUGUGCUGCUAGCCCAGUUCAGGAGAAGAGCAAACCGGGAGCCUUUUGUUGUCUAAAUUGUUUUUGUCACUUGAGUCAGAGCAUUUGAAGUGCUUUGGUUUCUCUAAGAGCUUUCCUUGCAGAGGGAAACAAGCCUUUAACUUCUGUUCAGUUUUUUCCCUCUUCUGUUUGUUUGCUUUUUGGAGUCCUCCUCUCUCUGUGGGCUCCUGGUCGGAGGGAGCGGGAGUGUUGGUAUGUGUGUGCUGGGUGUGGGGUCCAGACUGCUGGAUGUGGACUGCUGCACCAGAGUUCACUGCAGAGCACACCUCAUCCCUAAGCUGCAACUGCUUCGCCUCCCAGCUCUUCCUCGUGGUUAUCAAAGAUGCUCAUGAUUUGAAGGGGCUCUCUCCCUCCCUGCACAGCGGAUGUUGCCUGCGAGGUCCUGAUGUGCCCCAUGGCCCUGGGGAUGGACAGGACAUUCCACCUACUGCCCUGGUACUGUGCUGUGGCCCAAGACACAGAGCAGCCCUGGUGCUGGGCAGUGCUUUGGGGGGGUUCUGGGUGGGCUCUGCCAGCCCCUUGGGGCAGACUGGGCCUGGCUCUGCAGGACCUCACCCAACCACCAGCUUCCUACCAAAGGGUGAGAGCUGCAGAGGGCAGGACCUCAGGGCACCCUGGCCUGCAGUGGUGGGGGAGAGCUGUGUCCCAGCUCGAGGACCCCAGCCCUUUCGUUUGGAGGGAUCAUUCCUGCUUAAACCCUGCUGAAAGCAAAGCGUCACCAUUGGUGACAGAAAAGCCAUCCCCAGGACAUGUGCAUGAGGCCAAAUCUUGGUGGCACUGCUGCACAGCCGAGCUGGUUGCUGCAAGCUGGGCAGCAGGUCUGUGGCAUCUCAGGGUACCUGGGGUGUCCCCACCCCAGCACAGUGCCCUGCAAGAAACCAGGCUGAGCUCCUGCAGUGGGGGCUGCCUUUGCACAAACUCUGGUUUGUCAGGAGGCAGGUGAGGACAGGACUGGCGGGAUGUGCCAUCGCUUCCUGGGCUGCAGGUGAUGCUGGAGAAAUGUGCUCAGUGCCCUGCACCUUCCCAGCCUCCCAGCUCCCCUCAGGAUAAGCUGAGCAGUGCAUUGAGCAGCACCCGCAGGCAGCUGCUCAGGCUGUGCUGGGGAGUGCAGCUCCUUCUCUGUGCAUGUUGGGAGAAAGCCCAAUUAUAUCAUUGGUAGGUAACUGAUAAGGUCUCCCAAGGUCUGACACAUCCUGGGCUUCUCAUUGGGUUUGUCCUUUUAGUUUAGCCACAGUGUUUUUUCUCCCUGGUGGUUUAACUGUAAAUGUACAUGUUUGUCCAUUUUUUACUGUAUCUUGCUCCCUGGCUGCUGUGUUGGUCCUUUGGCUGCAGCGACCUGACAGUGGAGAGAGGUAGGAUGUGUCUUUGCCAUGGCUCCUGCCCAUGGUCACUCCUUCCUGUGGCCACCAGGUAAGCCCAUGCGGGAGCUGCAGCUCGGCGUUCAUGCCGGGCCCGGGUGCUGCUCCCUUCUCGGGGUCUCUCCAGGCCCCCCAGGGAGGCAGCGGGUGCCCGCUGUGCUGCUGGUUCACUGUGAUGAUGCUGAGGAAGCCGUGGGGCCAAGUGGCUGCUUCACGCUGGCUGUCGAGUGCUGGCUCUGGGCACGUGGCCUCAGGCAGGGGCUGCCCCAGAGCAGGAGCAUGGAGAAAGCCCUCUCUUUCCUCAGGAACGUGUUUGCAUUUUCCCUCGGGUCUGAAGAGCUGUGCCCAAGCCCCUCUGGAGCUGGCCCUUCCUCUAGCAAAAAUGUUGUGCAAUAGCAGGGCUCUGUCCGUAGGAGAUGGGGUCUGACAGGGUAUAUGUUUAGCACCCCUCGCCCUCCUCACCUCCCCAGCGCGCAUGCUCGCCCGCCUUCCCGUUCCUGCCCCACGCGGCGCUGCGGGUGCCAAGAGCUGGCGGUGCCUGCCCCGCACGCGGCAGGAGGAGCUGGCGGCUGCCACGGUGUCUGGUGGUCACUUUGGUUUUCUUUCUCUACCCAAAUAAAUCAUGAGGUUGAUUUCCUUACCCUUGUUAUUUUUUCAAGGUCUUUCUAGGACCUGGAAGUAAAUUAUUUCCUUGUGGUCUA
Molecule: messenger RNA, 5740 nt
Organism: Apus apus (common swift)
Lineage: Eukaryota; Metazoa; Chordata; Aves; Apodiformes; Apodidae
Gene: CDH22
Product: cadherin 22
Exons: 13
Coding region: 746-3298 (850 amino acids)
Biological process (GO): cell-cell junction assembly; adherens junction organization; multicellular organism development
Cellular component (GO): adherens junction; catenin complex; plasma membrane
Molecular function (GO): calcium ion binding; cadherin binding
Source: RefSeq, a predicted model, not a curated record